AUGGCUUCGGUGCGAGAUGCCAUCGACACAUUUCUAAGUACCAUAAGCUUUCUCAUAGAGUCAAUUUAUGGCAAUGUCAUCGGCCUACCCGCAUACUUUAUCGUCAAUCCUAUUCUCCAUCUUCUGGCUCUCCCAUAUACACUUAAAUACUUCUCCUCCAACUGGUCUUUACUUUCUUUCGAGACGCAACCUGCUGAGGUUUAUCUUCACCAUUUCGAGAGACUUCAUCCCGAGCUAAUAGAAUAUGUUCGAGCUGCCUAUGCUGCAAGGACUAACAAGCGUCCACCGAGGAAGCUCAAGUUUUGGCCUCGCGAAACGAGUCAACUUAUUGUUCCUCUGGUAGUCGCCAUUCGUGAGUGGCAGUUCUUUUGCGCCGCCGGUCUCUUCGCGUUACUAGAGGACUGUGGAUGGGACCGAACGCUCCUGUGGACAUUCCUCCGAAAUCAAGUGGAAAACGCAGGCUUGGUGUCAGCCGACGAGAAAAUUGCCUUCGCGCAGGUCAUGGACGUGGCAUGUUCAACCCGAUUUAAGGGUAUUCGGCCUACGUGGGUACGCUCACUGCAAAUGUUACGCAAGUGGAUGGGCCAGACGGAUCGGAAUUCAAAGAAGCAGCGGGUUAAGAGAGAAAAGUUGAAGGAAAGGUGA
Molecule: messenger RNA, 645 nt
Organism: Penicillium cataractarum
Lineage: Eukaryota; Fungi; Ascomycota; Eurotiomycetes; Eurotiales; Aspergillaceae
Exons: 1
Coding region: 1-645 (214 amino acids)
Source: RefSeq, a predicted model, not a curated record